UCAAAGGGAAAAAAAAAAAAAAAAAAAAGGAGCUGCUACUACUCAAUUCAAUUCUGACUGACUGAUGCUCUGUGGGAAUUCAAGCGCAAGGUGACCAAUCUUACGUUUUGCAAGUGAUGUCGGAAACUGGGAUUUUAUGUAAAAUCUCUAUUUCAAUUAUGUAGGAAAACAAAACAAAAAGAGAACUAUAACUGCAAGUCAGGUUUGACCUAUGAAAUGGUAGUUUAGGACUUCUGACCUAGAUCAUCUGUGGUCAAUUGCCAAAUAAUGACAUUUUAAAAUCAUACCCUCCGUAAAGUCUUUUUACGACAGAAGAGACUAUGAUGUGUGCCACAUUAAUGUGAGCAGUAUACAUGUUUGUGUAUAGUGCAUAUACACAGGAAACUAUAAAAAAUCAUUCAUCCAUCCAUCUUGUUUCUUCUCUGAAUUGAAACCUUUUUGAUAGAUUCAUUUCUUCUUUACUUGGUGAGGUAAUUAUAAAGAGCUGCACUGUUUGUAUUAGAUUUUCCUAGAGAAGAAACCCUGCUGUAAAAUUUUUAAAAACACAUAGAAGUUGUAUGGCCAUGAACAACAUUAUUUAACCUCUCUAAGUCUCCAUUUUCUCUCGUUAUAUGCCAUACCUAUGUCUCAUGGUUGUCAUGAAAAUCAAGUGAAAUAUGACUUUAUGAAGCUCUAACAUGUAUGAAUGCUCAGUGUAUGUUGGGCUUCAUAUUUUGUUAGAAUUAAGUCUAACACAAUACAUUACAAUAUAGUAUGUUUCAAAAUAAAAGAUCAUUUAAAACAGAGCAAGUGGAGUUAGACUGAAUUUCCAAACCUCAAAAGCAACAAUCCAAAGUUGAUUUCUUAUAUAGGUUCAUAAAACCACAAUAUCACUGGGCCCUGUGAACUGCUGUGUUUUAUGUAACACAUCCUUAGAUUUAUAAAGCAUUAAAUAAGAAAAAUAACCCUUUGGGUUAUAAAAAAUGAGGAUCAAGAAUUAAGCAACAUACCUUGGCUGAAAUUAACUUUUAUUAUAUGCAUGUAAUUAUAACCCUCAACAAUUCACAAUAAACACCUGACAAGAUUGCUAAAACUUUUCAUGAAAUGGAAUAUAUAAGAUAAAAUUCUUUCAUUCCUAUUGCACUCAGUGGUGCUUGAGAAAACAGAACAGAGAGUCUGGGUUAAGGAAUAGUUCAAGCAAAUGAUAUUUCUUUAUUAUUUUCCCAAGUAAAAUCUAGACUGAAGUAAUAUUAAUAAAUGAUACGUACUUUCCAAUGAAAGAAACAGGGAAAACUUUGGUUCAAAAGAAUUGUUGAUAAUGAUAAGGAUGCAUAUUGGAAUCCAAGUGCAGGAAAGCACAAAGCAACCAGCUUUUUGAUGUAUUAUUUAUAGUGAGAUUUUCACCCUGGGUUGGAAAAGUGCCUUAGCAACAGCAUCUUGAAUCUCUUUCUCAUUAUCUCUAACAUGUCAUGUGGGGUAGGAUGGUUUAAAUGCCUAAUAGGAAUAUUUGCAAAUCACUUUGAACAUACUGCUUGCUCUCUUUCUCUGUUUCUCUGUCUUUGCUAGUGAUGCUAAUUAACACCCAAAAACCUUCCCUGACGUUUAAAUAGCAUGUACAGGAGAUAUUAUCUCAUACUGAGUCCACAAACGGGGACAACCUUCCAUGUCCUUUAUGUAUUUCUGUAAUUGCGACACAGGCCACUCCAGACUUUCCGUAUUAGAUAAAUUUAGGGCUGGAAUCUGCAAUCUGGUGGGAAGAUGGUGCAAGGGGAACUGUGAGCUGAGCUUGCAUAGCAGGGUUUGUUUGUUUUGUUCAGAUCUGCUGUAUUUUUUUAAAUAAAUUAAAGAAAGGCAUUCAUAGCAAAUUGACAAGCAGGGCGAGAGGGCAGGGAUGCUCAGUGAGAUUAUGGGAGAGUUAAAGCCCCUUCACUUCCAGCCUAAACUACUCUUUGGAGCUGCCUGAAAAUCAUAGCCUCCUGGUUGGGAUCCAAAACAGAUUAACCCUUUCACUAAGUGCUGCUGCAUAAGAAAGACUUUAACAUAAAGCUUCAAUGUAUCUGUUAUGUUUUUUCAGAAUAGGCUAGGUCAAUAUGGGUGACCUUUAUUUAGGGGUGUGCCAAUGAAGGAGUUAACUCUUACAUUUUAUGUUAAUGGGAAUAGUAAUAUAAUGAAUCCCAGAAAAAGAACUGUUCAAAAGUAAUUUAUUAAGAUAAUUAUAUUGGUGCAUAUGUGUUUGUAAUGCUUUAAUGAUAGUUUUUGGUGAGAUAGACAGUUGCUACACAAUAAUUUUUAUUCCUUAACAAAACAACUAAUAUUUGAUGUGGCAAGGUGCUCAGCUAAAAGUUCACAUUUCUACUUCCUUUGCAGCUUGAUGUGGCCAUGUGAUUAAAUUUCAACCAAUGAUAUGAAAAAUUGUUGGGCUGGUUCCCAAAGAGGGAAGAAGGAGGAGCUGAGCAAGACUUUGGAGGUGGGCCUGAACAUUUUCAUUUUAAGACAGCUGUGUACCUCCAGUGCACAUAUUCAGGUAAACUACGAACUGGGAGUUUUGAAGAAUGGGUAAAGACUUUCGUUACUAUUUCCAGCAUCCCUGGUCUCGCAUGAUUGUGGCUUACUUGGUGAUCUUCUUUAACUUCUUAAUAUUUGCGGAGGACCCAGUUUCUCACAGCCAAACAGAAGCCAAUGUUAUUGUUGUUGGAAACUGUUUUUCAUUUGUUACAAAUAAAUACCCUAGAGGAGUUGGCUGGAGGAUUUUGAAGGUGCUUCUAUGGCUACUUGCCAUUCUCACAGGACUAAUAGCUGGCAAAUUUGUGUUCCAUCAGCGUUUGUUUGGUCAGUUGCUCCGAUUAAAAAUGUUUCGAGAAGAUCAUGGGUCAUGGAUGACAAUGUUUUUCAGCACAAUUCUCUUUCUCUUCAUAUUUUCUCACAUAUACAACACGAUUCUUCUAAUGGAUGGGAACAUGGGAGCAUAUAUCAUUACAGACUAUAUGGGCAUCCGAAAUGAAAGUUUCAUGAAAUUAGCUGCAGUAGGGACCUGGAUGGGGGACUUUGUCACAGCUUGGAUGGUCACUGAUAUGAUGCUUCAGGACAAACCCUAUCCUGACUGGGGAAAAUCAGCAAGAGCUUUCUGGAAGAAAGGAAAUGUUAGGAUCACUUUAUUCUGGACAGUUCUUUUUACUCUGACGUCUGUGGUUGUACUUGUGAUUACAACGGACUGGAUCAGCUGGGACAAGCUGAAUCGGGGAUUUUUACCCAGUGAUGAAGUUUCCAGAGCAUUCCUUGCUUCUUUUAUCUUGGUCUUUGACCUCCUUAUUGUGAUGCAGGACUGGGAAUUCCCACAUUUCAUGGGAGAUGUUGAUGUAAAUCUCCCUGGUUUGCACACCCCUCACAUGCAGUUCAAGAUUCCUUUCUUCCAGAAAAUCUUCAAGGAGGAAUAUCGUAUUCACAUAACAGGCAAAUGGUUUAACUAUGGAAUUAUCUUCCUCGUCUUGAUUUUGGAUCUUAAUAUGUGGAAGAACCAAAUAUUUUAUAAACCUCAUGAAUAUGGACAAUAUAUCGGCCCAGGGCAGAAGAUAUAUACAGUGAAAGACUCAGAAAGUUUAAAAGAUUUGAACAGAACCAAGCUAUCCUGGGAAUGGAGGUCCAAUCACACUAACCCUCGGACUAAUAAAACAUAUGUUGAGGGAGACAUGUUCUUACACAGCAGGUUCAUAGGAGCCAGUCUUGAUGUCAAGUGUCUGGCCUUUGUUCCAAGCCUGAUAGCCUUUGUGUGGUUUGGAUUCUUUAUUUGGUUCUUUGGACGAUUUUUGAAAAAUGAGCCACGCAUGGAGAAUCAAGACAAAACUUACACUCGCAUGAAAAGAAAAUCUCCAUCAGAACAUAGCAAAGACAUGGGAAUCACUCGAGAAAACACCCGGGCUUCAGUAGAAGACCCCUUGAAUGACCCUUCUUUGGUUUGCAUCAGGUCUGACUUCAAUGAGAUCGUCUACAAGUCUUCCCACCUAACCUCGGAAAACUUGAGCUCACAGUUGAAUGAAUCUACUAGUGCAACAGAAGCUGAUCAAGACCCAACGACUUCUAAAAGUACACCUACGAACUAGACUCGGAGACAGACUUGGAGAUAGCACAAAAAGCAACCUUGAGUGUAACUUUAAAAAUUUAGUCUUUCCUUUUGUAUAUGUAAGGUUUACGUAGUGUUAGGUAAAACUAUGAACAAUGCCACAACGGUGCUCAACAUGCUUUUUCUAGGAUUCAUUGUUUUCUAUUUGUAUUAUAAUACACGUGCCUACUGUAUACUUAACAGUCCUCUAGAGAUUGCUUUUCACGAUUGCACAAGCUAUUACUGACUUUACAGCAUAGUAGAAGAUUAGCUGAUGACCCAUGUAUCUGAUGUUCAACCAUAGUGGUGCCUUGAGACAUUAAACUGUUGUUUUUAACUGUACCAGAAAUGAAGUGUGGAACAGUUACCUAACCUAUUUCACAUGGGUGUUUUGUAUACAACUGUUUUGAUCUACACUUGAUGUCUGAGCAGAAAACAGAAAUAGCUAAAUGUGACUCAGGAAGUAUCUCUUGGUUUCUUAUUCAGCAGCAGAGUUGGUGACUUUGACAACUGGACUGCAGAGAAAUAUGUUGAUCACCUUUUAAUUUUUAUUGGCUGUCUGCCAAAUACAAAUACAGAUGCAAAAUUCAGUAAUAGGAGAUCUAUAACCCAACAUGGGUCACUACUCGUGAAAUGUGACUUUCUUCCACCAGUAAUUGCAAUUAGGUGAUAAUACCUAAUUAUGUUUUCCUAAUUAAAGAUAAAUUGCUACUUGAUUAAAAAUCCUGCCCUUCACCUUUGGGAACAAAGGUUAGGAGACACAUUUGGGUGAACUCUCAAACUUAUUGGCAUUUACACAAAGCCCCAGACAACCAAGGAACUGAAGCUUUCAUCAUGUGAGAGCAGCACAGCCCACCAUUUACAAUAUUCGUAUAUCUUUCUGCAAAUAUGGCUCUGGAUAGUGAAAACUGAAAAACAUAUGCCAACCCCGAGCAAGGGAACUCCUCAAAAAAUCAUGCAGCGGAACCUUGUCAGGUAGAGAAGCCGUGCAUGAAAGAAUUUGUUUAAUGUCUUGUUUUGCGUGUGUGUUUUUUGUUUUUGUUUUUUAAGAACUAAAUAUUGCACAUUAAUAAAUAAGAAUUAUACAGCA
Symphalangus syndactylus (siamang) is the source of this 5165-nucleotide messenger RNA. It is a transcript of the gene TMEM117, whose product is annotated as transmembrane protein 117. The record is from RefSeq and is a predicted model, not a curated record. Lineage: Eukaryota; Metazoa; Chordata; Mammalia; Primates; Hylobatidae. Gene Ontology annotation, biological process: intrinsic apoptotic signaling pathway in response to endoplasmic reticulum stress.